AUGAUUGACCAAUAUAAACAUCAACAACUUCAAAUUGGACUCGUUUCCCCUCAACAAAUAAAGGCUUGGGCUAACAAAAACCUACCUAAUGGAGAAGUCGUUGGCGAAGUCACAAGGCCCUCUACUUUUCAUUAUAAAACCGAUAAACCAGAAAAAGAUGGAUUGUUUUGCGAAAGAAUCUUUGGACCCAUAAAAAGCGGGAUUUGCGCUUGUGGCAAUUCUCGAGCGAGCGGAGCUGAAAACGAAGACGAAAGAUUUUGCCAAAAAUGCGGGGUAGAAUUUGUGGAUUCUCGGAUACGAAGAUAUCAAAUGGGAUACAUCAAACUCGCAUGUCCCGUGACUCAUGUGUGGUAUUUGAAAGGUCUUCCUAGUUAUAUCGCGAAUCUUUUAGAUAAACCUCUUAAGAAGUUGGAGGGCCUAGUAUACGGCGAUUUCUCUUUUGCUAGGCCCAGCACUAAAAAACCCACUUUUUUACGAUUACGAGGUUUAUUCGAAGAGGAAAUUGCAUCCUGUAACCACAGCAUUUCUCCCUUUUUUUCUACCCCAGGCUUUGCAACAUUUCGAAAUCGGGAAAUUGCGACAGGAGCAGGUGCUAUUAGAGAACAAUUAGCAGAUUUGGAUUUGCGAAUUAUUAUAGAGAAUUCUUUGGUCGAAUGGAAGGAAUUAGAAGACGAGGGGUAUAGUGGAGAUGAGUGGGAAGAUAGAAAAAGACGAAUAAGAAAAGUUUUUUUGAUUAGACGCAUGCAAUUGGCGAAACAUUUUAUUCAAACAAAUGUAGAACCAGAAUGGAUGGUUUUGUGCUUAUUACCGGUUCUUCCUCCCGAAUUGAGACCUAUUGUUUAUAGGUCUGGAGAUAAAGUAGUGACUUCAGACAUUAAUGAACUUUAUAAGAGAGUUAUCCGUCGGAACAACAAUCUUGCCUAUCUAUUAAAAAGAAGUGAAUUAGCGCCAGCAGAUUUAGUAAUGUGCCAGGAAAAAUUGGUACAAGAAGCCGUGGAUACACUUCUUGAUAGUGGGUCCCGCGGGCAACCGACGAGGGAUGGUCACAAUAAAGUAUACAAAUCACUUUCAGAUGUAAUUGAAGGUAAAGAGGGAAGGUUUCGCGAGACUCUGCUUGGGAAACGGGUCGAUUACUCGGGGCGUUCUGUCAUUGUUGUGGGUCCUUCGCUUUCAUUACAUCAAUGUGGAUUACCUCUAGAGAUAGCAAUAAAGCUUUUUCAGCUAUUUGUAAUUCGCGAUUUAAUCACGAAACGCGCCACUUCUAAUGUAAGGAUUGCUAAAAGGAAAAUUUGGGAAAAAGAACCCAUUGUAUGGGAAAUACUUCAAGAAGUUAUGCGGGGACAUCCUGUACUGUUAAAUAGAGCACCUACCCUGCAUAGAUUAGGCAUACAGGCCUUUCAACCCACUUUAGUAGAGGGGCGUACUAUUUCUUUACACCCAUUAGUGUGUAAGGGUUUCAAUGCGGACUUUGAUGGAGAUCAAAUGGCUGUUCAUCUACCUUUAUCCUUGGAAGCUCAGGCAGAAGCCCGUUUACUUAUGUUUUCUCAUAUGAAUCUCUUAUCUCCCGCUAUUGGGGAUCCUAUUUGCGUACCAACCCAAGACAUGCUUAUCGGGCUUUAUGUAUUAACGAUUGGAAAGCGUCGAGGUAUUUGUGCAAAUAGAUAUAAUAGUUGCAGAAACUACCCAAAUCUAAAAGUAAAUUACAAUAAUAAUAAUAAUUCUAAAUAUAGGAAAGAUAAAGAACCCCAUUUUUCUAGUUCUUAUGAUGCACUGGGAGCUUAUAGACAAAAACUAAUCAGUUUAGAUAGUCCCUUGUGGCUACGAUGGAACCUGGAUCAACGCGUCAUUGGGUCAAGAGAAGUUCCGAUUGAAGUUCAAUAUGAAUCUUUGGGGACUUAUCAUGAGAUUUAUGCCCACUAUCUAAUAAUGGGAAAUAGAAAAAAAGAAAUUCGUUCGAUAUACAUUCGAACCACUCUUGGUCAUAUUUCUUUUUAUAGAGAAAUAGAGGAAGCCAUACAAGGAUUUAGUCAGGCCUAUUCAUACACUACCUAA
Aegilops tauschii subsp. strangulata is the source of this 2052-nucleotide messenger RNA. The record is from the annotation of a RefSeq genome assembly. Lineage: Eukaryota; Viridiplantae; Streptophyta; Magnoliopsida; Poales; Poaceae.